CAGCGCCUGCCCACCAGAUUGUCAUGUGAUAUCUUUUUGCAGUUUCUUGUUCCAGGCUGAAGUUAACGUUAAACAGAUGGGGCUGUGGCUAUAUAUUCUCAUGGUAGCCUUGGGCUUACAAUUUCAGGGCACUGCAGCAGUUCGUUCCUUCAGCAUUGAUUAUAAAAAUAACUGCUUCCUGAAGGAUGGAAAUAAGUUUCGUUAUAUCUCAGGUAGCAUCCAUUACUUCCGUAUCCCACCAGCUUAUUGGAAAGACCGGCUCUUCAAGAUGUAUAUGAGUGGCCUCAAUGCUGUACAAAUUUAUGUCCCAUGGAAUUACCAUGAACCAUUGCCUGGAAUUUACAACUUUUCUGGGGACAGAAACUUGGAAGGAUUCUUGGACUUGGUGGCCCAAUUAGGGCUAUUGGUGAUAUUGCGCCCUGGACCCUACAUCUGUGCUGAAUGGGAUAUGGGUGGCCUUCCGUCCUGGCUGUUGGCAGAACCAAAUAUUAUUCUACGAACAUCUGAUCCAGGUUUUCUGCAAGCUGUCAACAAAUGGCUGAGUGUCCUGCUACCCAAGAUAAAACCUCGUCUUUAUCAAAAUGGAGGUAACAUCAUCAGUAUCCAGGUGGAGAAUGAAUAUGGAAGCUAUUACGCAUGUGACUAUGCCUAUAUGCGUCACCUCCUGGCUGUUUUCCGCUUGUAUUUGGGCAAAGAAAUUGUGCUUUUCACAACUGAUGGCCUCAAAGAAUCCGAGCUGCGAUGUGGGACCUUGCAAGAUUUAUAUGCCACUGUGGACUUUGGAUCAGAAGUAAAUGAGACAAGAGCAUUUGAACAGCAGCGUCUGGUUGAACCAAGAGGGCCACUGGUGAAUUCUGAGUAUUACACAGGCUGGCUGGAUUAUUGGGGUGAGCCACACUCCACGAAAAGUACUACAGUUGUGACGCAGGGCCUACAGAAGAUCCUAGAAUUGGGAGCCAACAUCAACAUGUAUAUGUUCCAGGGCGGCACCAACUUUGGUUAUUGGAGUGGUGCUGAUUAUAAAGAGAAGUAUUAUCCUAUCACUACUAGCUAUGACUAUGAUGCACCUCUCUCAGAAGCUGGAGACCCUACAGAAAAGCUGUAUGCCAUUCGAGCUGUCAUUGGCAAGUUUCAGCCUGUGCCUGCAGGACCAAUACCACCCCCAACUCCCAAAUUUUCAUAUGGCUAUGUGUCUUUACCACUGUGUGUGGCCUUUUUGGAUAUUCUAAGUCUUCUCUCCCCUGGCCUACCAUUCCAUUCUUCCUUCCCCCUCACUUUUGAGGCUCUGAAGCAGACCCAUGGCUUUAUGUUGUACCGUACUGUUCUUCCAGAUGACAUCCUACAGCCUGUUUUUCUCUCUGUCCUUGAAAAUGGGACCCAUGACCUUGCCUACGUUUUACUUAAUGGAGAAUAUAAAGGGACACUGGAACGAGACAGAGUGAACGCCAUCAAUAUAACUGGCCAGCUAGGAGAUUCAUUGGACUUGCUGGUGGAGAGCAUGGGUCAUAUCAAUUUUGGAGCAAAUAACAGUGACUUUAAGGGCCUGACUCACAAUGUUACUUUGGGUUCCAUUGUUCUAAGUGACUGGCUCAUCUAUCCACUGGAUAUUGACUCAGCUGUGGCCCAAGAAUGGCCUCCAUAUGUCCCACGAAGCAAUAACACAGCAGGACCUGCUUUCUAUACUGGGGUCUUCAAAACACCUGGUAUCAACUAUGACACCUAUGUGAAGUUUCCAGGGUGGAGCAAGGGCCAGAUCUGGAUCAAUGGUUUUAACCUGGGCCGUUUCUGGCCAGUUCGUGGACCCCAGCAAACCCUCUUUGUGCCUGGCUUUCUCCUCAAUACCUCAGUUCUCAACACUAUUGUAGUGCUGGAAUUGCAGAAUGCACCAUCAAACCCAAAGGUACUUUUUCUUGACCGUCCCGUUCUCAAUGACACUUCUAGCUUCUUUCAAAAGGACAUGAAGUAGCUGGAAAUACUAUCCAAUUAUGACACUGCUGAGACCCGUGGCAAAAGAAAUAUAUUGAAAUCACUGUCUUGUAAGAAUCAAAUGAAUAAAGUAUCGGACUGUA
Molecule: messenger RNA, 2069 nt
Organism: Protobothrops mucrosquamatus (brown spotted pit viper)
Lineage: Eukaryota; Metazoa; Chordata; Lepidosauria; Squamata; Viperidae
Gene: GLB1L
Product: galactosidase beta 1 like
Exons: 16
Coding region: 77-1966 (629 amino acids)
Biological process (GO): carbohydrate metabolic process
Cellular component (GO): vacuole
Molecular function (GO): beta-galactosidase activity
Source: RefSeq, a predicted model, not a curated record